CAACGCGGCCUCCACCAUUCCCGCGCAUCCGUAGUUACCUGUGCGCAAGAUGAUAGCUUACUACAGCUGACAUCUCUCUACGUCCCCAAGAGUCUCAUUCGAGAUAUGCAGACACAUUCAUUCAACUUCUCAUGACCAUGGCGGAGGACGAUCCCUUUAAAGACCCUGCGCUGGGUACCACCGAAACGCCGCAACCACCAGAACCAUCGACGAACGUCCCUGACACGCUUGCUGUAGGAAGGAAUGCUUCGUUAACGCUAGGACAGGACUCUUUGGUGGUCUUGGACGAGGCACUUUUAGAUAACAAUGGCGGUUGCUGUGGAAUUAGUAGCCUUUAUAGCAAAAACAAGACCACUCGUUCUAUACCCUUCUUCAACAUCCUCUGGGCAGAGCAAUCCGAGGAUGGCGAAAUCACGAUACAAUACGCGCACGCCGUAUCGAAGCAGGUGGUCCGGCCCGCAAUCAUCAGCUACACAUUAGACAAGACGGACAAUCGCACGACACAUCUCUGGAUAGAGAAACUGUUGGAUCGCGCAUAUGGGGCCUCCAAGCGAGAGAAGCGUGUAAAGGUGCUCAUCAAUCCUUUUGGGGGCCAAGGUGGAGCUGUGAAGAUCUACCAUAAGCACAUUGCGCCCAUCUUCGCUGCGGCCCGAUGCGAGCUCGACGUCGAGAAGACGACACACAACGGGCAUGCGGUAGAGAUCGCACAGGGACUGGACGUAGAUGCGUACGAUGUAAUCGCAUGCUGCUCCGGCGACGGCAUCCCGCACGAGGUCUGGAAUGGCCUGGGCAAGAGACAUGAUGCUGCGAGGGCGCUGGUGAAGACAGCCAUAGCACAACUGCCCUGUGGAUCAGGCAACGGCAUGAGUCUCAACUUCAACGGGACGGACAGCCCGAGUCUCGCGGCUUUGGCUGUCGUCAAAGGACUGAGAACGCCCUUGGACCUCACCUCCAUCACACAAGGCGAUCAACGAACGCUCUCGUUCAUGUCACAGUCCGUCGGUCUCGUCGCCGAAUGCGAUCUGGCAACCGAAAACCUACGCUGGAUGGGCAGUGCACGCUUCACAUGGGGCACGCUCACCCGCGUCCUUCGCAAGACCAUCUACCCAGCCGACAUCGCCAUCAAAGUCGAAUACUCGGACAAAGAAGCGAUCCGGCAAGUCUACCGCACCGAAGCCGGAAAGCCACCCCGCAGCCACGACGACCGCGAGAUCCCCGCCGCGGACGCGGGCCUCCCUCCCCUCCAGCACGGUACCAUCAACGACCCCUUGCCCUCGUCGUGGGAGCUCGUCCCGCACGACAAGCUGGGCAACUUCUACGCGGGUAACAUGGCGUACAUGUCCCCGGACGCCAAUUUCUUCCCCGCGUCAUUGCCCAACGACGGGUGCAUCGACGUGGUGCGCGUCCGUGGCGACCUCAAGCGCCACACGGCCAUCGCCACGCUGCUCGCGGUCGCGGAGAACAAGUUCUUCGAGCAGCCGACCGUCGACUAUCAGAAGGUCACCGCGUACCGAUUCAUCCCCAAGAACCAGGCGGAUGGAUACAUCAGCAUCGAUGGGGAGAGGGUCCCGUUCGAGCCAUUCCAGGUGGAGGUGCAUAGGGGUUUGGGUACGGUGCUGAGCAAGACCGGUCACAUCUACGAGGCAAAGGGGGUGUGAAUGACGAGUGGGUAGAUGGAAGUUGAGGUUGUUGUAGUAUGCAGAUCAGAGAUACCAGGUACUAUUGUUCCACUUGUUUUAGAUCGUCGUAAACUCUCGAGGGUAUUCAAUUACUUGUUUUUAUCGUUGUUUUUGAGUUUUCCAAUUUGGAGGAUCAGUGGUAGGUAGUCCAUCGCGUCGUGCAAGCUGCUCAGCGGUCACUCUUGGUGAGUUCAAUCCCUCAUCGAAGUGCGCCUACUACUUGUUGUGGAUAGAUAGACCGAAGCCGAUAAUUUUUUAUUAUUUAUUAUAUAUCCUUCAUACCAUCGAAUCUAUUUUUUGUCGUUUAUUUUCAUGUUCCAAUCUAUACUUAUUAAUUUGAG
Messenger RNA from Aaosphaeria arxii CBS 175.79, 2020 nucleotides. Its product is annotated as sphingoid long chain base kinase-like protein. The transcript is spliced from 3 exons. The record is from RefSeq and is a predicted model, not a curated record. Gene Ontology annotation, cellular component: cytoplasm; membrane; intracellular membrane-bounded organelle. Gene Ontology annotation, biological process: sphingosine biosynthetic process. NCBI's taxonomy places the organism in Eukaryota, Fungi, Ascomycota, Dothideomycetes, Pleosporales. Bases 132 to 1658 code for a protein of 508 amino acids.